CCUCGUCCUGCAAAAGGGGAUUCCUGAAACGAGCGUGAGAGAAGGAAAAGGGGAUUCCUGAAACGAGCGUAAGAGAAGGAAAAAGCUCUCUCUCUCUCUCUCUCCACCAAUGGCUGACGCUUUCUGGCGGUACGGAGACGGACGGCAACCCGGCCUCGCUCCUCCUCCUGCUGGAAAACGCCCUCGCUCCGACUUCGACAUCCCUGGCGCUCCUGAAAUGUCUAGUUUUUUCACUCAAGAAGAAAGGGGUGGACCCCGUCCAAUGAGGGAUACUGAAACCAUUGGAGCAUCCUACGAUCGUUACCUGCGUAACGGGCAACUGCCUUCAUAUGGUGCUGGAGAUCCUGUAAGGCCUGUGACUGGGGGAAUGACUGGCCAUCCUGGUGAGGAUCCACGAAUGAUGGGUCUUGGGGUGAUGGAUCCGGGUAUGGCUGCAAAAGGGCGGAACAUGGGAUUUGGAGGUGGUAGACCUGACCUGCCUCCUCUUCCUCCAGAUGCCUCCAACACCCUAUACGUGGAGGGCCUUCCUGCAAAUUGUACGCGCAGGGAAGUAUCUCAUAUCUUUCGUCCUUUUGUAGGCUUUAAAGAAGUGAGACUCGUGAGCAAGGAAUCUAAACAUGCUGGAGGAGACCCACUUGUCCUGUGCUUUGUUGAUUUCACAUCUCCCAGCCAUGCAGCAAUUGCAUUGGAUGCCUUACAAGGUUAUAAAUUCGAUGAGCAUGACCGAGACUCAGCCAUUUUACGGCUGCAAUUUGCUCGCUAUCCUGGUCCGAGGUCAGGUGGCGGGCCUCGUGGCAGGCGUUGAGUUAUGUGCUUCCUUUUUCCCCCAGGCUCAUUCGACCCUGGAGGCCUCUGAUAGUAAGGACGAUCUCAUUCGAACUGGGAGGUUUCUGAGAGUGAGGGACGAUCUGUAGGUUUUUCGCUGUCUGGUUUCUCUUUCCGCUAAGACGCUACGAACAUAGAAGUAGUGGCACUUAAUUUGUAGCUUUCGUAUCUAUUGUGGUUUUUCGUUAGAUUCAUCGUGUCUGUAGAACGGCGAAGCGAAGUGCGUGUGCUUUCAAUUACUAUGCUAAUAGUUUCUAUUGCACAACAA
Magnolia sinica is the source of this 1093-nucleotide messenger RNA. RefSeq names its product RNA-binding protein 1-like. The record is from RefSeq and is a predicted model, not a curated record. Gene Ontology annotation, molecular function: mRNA binding. Lineage: Eukaryota; Viridiplantae; Streptophyta; Magnoliopsida; Magnoliales; Magnoliaceae. The transcript is spliced from 7 exons. Bases 110 to 805 code for a protein of 231 amino acids.